Molecule: messenger RNA, 537 nt
Organism: Stylophora pistillata
Lineage: Eukaryota; Metazoa; Cnidaria; Anthozoa; Scleractinia; Pocilloporidae
Source: RefSeq, a predicted model, not a curated record
AUGAAAACAACGCCCAAAGCUCUUCAGCUUGUUACUUUGACUGGAUCGAUAAUUUCGAUGGUUUCUCUGAUCAUUCUGCUUCUAACCUACUUCAUGUUUUCAAAGCUCCGUAACUUACCCAGGAAAAUUAUCAUAAACUCGGCGAUAUCUCUGCUGCUACAUGCCAGUUGCCACAAGAAGCGUUUCGUCAGGUACUUUUUGAAUGCCUGGGGAGCUCCUACUGUCUUGAUUCUCGUCUGUGUUAUCAUCGACUUGGUAGAAAAUGGAACUAUUGGAUACGGAAAAGUUCAAGAAGAAUUUUUUAUAUCUGUUCCUCAAGACAAGCUUUAUUCAUCUGUUGUGCCUAUUGCACUGAUCCUGAUCUUCAACCUUUUUGCACCGGGACACACGAUAAUCGUUGUCUUUGGCACUCAAAAGAAAGCUUAAGAAAUCAUCAACCAACAAUGAAUAUCUAGCGUGCUUCUGAUUUGUGUUAAGAUGGCCUCAGUGAUGGGUAUCACAUGGAUUCUUGGGAUUGCCGCAAACUUGAUUAUUUAA